GUCAGAAAGCAGGAAGUCUGGCUAGAGCACUCUGCAUGAUUUGAUAAGAUGGAGCCUCCUGUACUGGCUUUCACUCUUUGGAUAUUUGCCUUUCUUUCUGUUCCUGCGGCUGGUUAUCCAAAUGGAAAAGUAAGAGAGGCCUGCAGUAGUAUGAUGCCUCGCCAUGAACAUUCUCCACAGCCAUCACCUGAGCACACUAUAUCAGUGAAUGAGACCAAAUUUAGACCAGGGGACCAUAUAAAAGUUAAUUUAUCUGGUCCAGUUUUUGAAGGAUUUUUCAUACAAGCCCGGAAUGCAGAGAACUUGGCAGGCCCUGCAGUUGGCUCUUUUAUGCUAGCUGAAGAAAGGAUUUCUCAGCUCCUGACAUGUGGACUUGUAAAGAAUUCUGCUGUCAGUCACACAAGUAAAUCAAAAAAGACCCAUGUAGAGGCUUAUUGGAUUGCUCCUACAGAUGCACCAGAACAUGUACAAUUUCUAGCCACAGUUGUAGAGAAAUAUAAAAUCUUUUGGGUGAAGAUUCCUGGUCCCGUCAUUUCCCAACCUAAUGCACCACCUUUGACGACACCUACAAGUAUUACACCAGAGACUCUACCAACUUCACAGCCAGUUUUCCAUCUAACAAAAUCAUUUAAUGCCUCCGGCUGUGGAAGUACAAAGUUCUGCAUAAGGAAUCCUGCAAAAUGUGAUCCUGGGGCUGCCUAUUGUUUCUUUCUGUCCUUCAAACAAAAUAACCACUCGGUACUUAUUGAAAUGAGUGGUCCUAGUGAAGGAUAUAUAGCCUUUGCAUUAUCUCAUGACCAGUGGAUGGGUGACGAUGAUGCAUAUCUGUGUAUUAAUGAAGAUCACCGUAUUAAUGUAAACACGGCCUAUCUUAGUGGGCGAAUUCCUCCUGUGUUGGACUCAGAGAAUGGCCUUGAAGAUAUCUCAUGGAGGGUGGCUGACGGACUUGUUCAGUGCUCUUUCAGAAGAAACCUUCGUCUUCCUGCUUAUAAAGGGAGGUUUAAUCUAGAUGCUAAUUAUUACAUAUUUCUGGCAGAUGGGGAGGCGAGUGAGGGAGGUCUAAUUCACAAACAUCAUCGUCAGCCUCUGAUCACCAAUGGAAUGUACAAUGUCACAGACUCUCCAAAGGAUGUAGGGGGAUCCCGCUCUCCACUUCUUCUUAAACUCCAUGCUUCAUUAAUGUUUGUUGCAUGGAUGACUACAGUUAGUAUUGGUGUUAUUGUUGCCAGAUUCUUCAAACCAGUUUGGCCUCAUUCGUUGUUUGGGAAGGAGAUUUGGUUCCAGGUACAUCGUAUGCUGAUGUUGACCACAGUGCUUCUUACGAGCAUCGCUUUUGUUCUUCCUUUUAUAUACAGAGGAGGCUGGAGUGAAUGGGCAGGUUUUCACCCAUACCUUGGCUGUACCGUGAUGGCUCUGGCAAUCUUUCAACCUCUGAUGGCAGGUUUCAGACCACCUCCUCAUGCACCAAGAAGGCAAGUAUUUAACUGGGUUCAUUGGAGUACUGGCACAACAGCUAGAAUACUAGCUGUGGUAACUAUGUUCCUGGGAAUGGACCUACCAGCACUCAACCUUCCAGACCCAUGGGACACUUACACAAUGAUUGGAUUUGUAGCUUGGCAUGUCGGUAUUGAUAUUCUCCUGGAGAUACAUAGCUACUGUCUCAUUCGCAAAGUUGAAGUGAUUGAUGAGGAUAGAAUACAAAUUCUGCAGUCGCUUACAUCGGCAGAGGCAGAGGGUCAUACAUUUAAAGAGAUUGUGUUAACCAUCUACAUCUGUGGAAAUAUAGCAUUCCUUAUUACCUUCCUGGCAGCAAUCCACCAACUAUGAAAACUAUGAAUUUCUGGCAAGGACAUUAAAUGUUGAGCAUUUGCAGUGAAAUCAAGAGUGAAGCACCACUCAAGGAAUUCUUACAGAUACCAGUGUUGCCUCAAUACCUUCCUGAAGUUAUACUUGAAGAAUAAUUGUGUGUGAUGAUAAUUCAUCUGUCUGUGCUAUCAUGAUCAUCAACAGAGAGAAUGUAUGUUUAGAUUCUAAAGACUGAUCCUGCAGUCCGGCCCAAACUACUUUUGAUAUAUUUUUUGGGAGUCUUUUCCUGAGUAAGGACUGCAGUAACUCUUUUAACCCAGUAACUUAACUUUUUUUGUUUGUUUUGUGUAGGCUGAGAGGGUAUGAUUAUAACUAGUGGUUGGUAUGGGUGGAAAUCACUGUUUUGAACUUUUGUCAUCAUUCUCUGUACCUACACGUAUAUUAUUUGGAAUACUGAAUAGACCAGUCCUAAAUCUGCUUGUCAUAUAGUUCAGUUUACCAUGUUGCUUAAUGAAUAAUGUAUUGCCUAAAUGGCUCUUAUUUAAAGUAUGUGAUGUUGGUAUUGUGCACUCCAAAAAUCUGUGCUCAGAACGAUUGUCACAAACACUAGUUGAUGCAUCAAAGACUACAUUGGCAUAUUUCUCUGCAGUUAAAUGCAAAACCUACACUUUCUGCUCUAGGAGCAGUUCCAUAUAACACACAAACUGGGCUGAGCUUCAGUCCUGUAACUUUGUCAUUACUUGCAUCAAUCAUAAUUUUUUUUUUUUAAUCUUUAGACUAUAAAGAGAAGACACACUGCAAACUCAUUAUGAGAAACUUUUAGCGAAACUAUUCCGCAAUGUGUCUAUAUAGUCAUAGUGUCUUCUGGCCACUUAAGUCAAAAUAUCUGUUCCAUCACUUUGUGUUUAAACCUGGUACUGUUAGAAAGGAGGAGUUUUCUUGACCUCUUGGUUAACCUGAUAGAAGCUGCUUUCCCACAGCUCUUUUUGAAUUAACAUGUCCAUCCAACAGGAAAAUGACCUUUUGCUUCAUGUGCACGGGAAUACUAGAGACUGUGCGUGGGGGGGUGCCUCUCCCCACUUUAAGCAGUAAGGGAUUCCCAUAAGCAACAUCGGCUAGAUAAAAGCAACCCUCUCCACUUCUUGUUUUAAAUUGUUUGGCUUUUGUUUUGUGGGUUUGUCUAGGGGUGGCAGUAGCUCUGCCGAGUAUAUAGUCAAAGCAUUCUAUAAGCAGUGUUUUACUAGUGUAUAACUGCAAUAAUACCCCCUGUGAACCCUGAACAGCUUCCUUUCAUGCUUUAUUCUAGUUCCUGAUGUUUCAAAGCCUAAAGAUCUAGGUAUAAUAACAGAAUAUUUUGCCAACCAGGGAAUACCUGACUAGCUGUGAGGGGUGAGAUUUGGGAUGAAGAAAGGUGUAUAUAAAACCAGACCUAUCCACCCACCACUCUCUUAGCAAGCAUGAUGUAGCUGUGGAAUUUGUCACAGAUGGGGAUUAAGUGGUGGCUACCGAUUGUCUCCUGUAUAACCCAUUUGUACUCCUUCCAUUUGGUACCCACUAAUGUAGUUGGUUAAAGGAGCAGCUCAGUGGAGGGCUCAGGCUGUUGGUUCAAGCUUAUUUUCUUCUUGGCUCCUCCAGAGCUAUCUUAACAUGUGUUUCAGCCCCCAGCUGUUGAUUGGUAACCUCACGGGCAGCAAUGAUAGCCUUCAAGUGGGUGUAGGAAUGAGAAAGAAGAACCACCACCAGCAGAAAGGAGGGAGCGGGGCUAACAAAAAACAAAAACCCACCAAGCAAAAAGAGGAAGUACUUACCAAAACCCUAGGUGUGGAUACAGAAGGAAAGAAAUGGCAGGAACUAUACUGGGAUAUGAGUAUGGGAAUUGAUUGCAAUGGAAUAUGGGGAUUUCAUAUGAGCAGAGCAGAUCUAAAGUCACUAGGGACUCUGUGUACAAAUGUAUUUCUUUACAGAAGAGAGAGCUGUCAAACCAGAUGUUUCACUAGGUUUUUAUUCUCGUUUAAUUAUCAGUGUUGAGUUCUUUUGCAUGGUUUUUACACUGAUAGCUGUAUGUGCUGUGUACUCUGAUACCUCAAACAUUGUCCAUUCUGUCAUGGAAAUGUGAACACCGUCUUGAUUUUAAAAAAACCAAAACAUUAAUAUAAGUACUUUGAAAUUAAAGUUUCUCUUGUCUUUUUAAUGGGAUAAAGACACUUCAAAAUAAAAGCAAGAGAAUAGCUUUAUUUAGAAAAUUCCCCUUUGAUCUGCUGCUGCUUUUCUCUCUCGGACAUCACUUUUGUACAGUUAUGAAUUUAUUUUCUAAAUUAAAAAUAUUGUGUAAGAUUCCUUCCUACAAAAGAAAAC
This is a messenger RNA of Terrapene triunguis (Three-toed box turtle), 4161 nucleotides long. Its product is annotated as putative ferric-chelate reductase 1. The record is from RefSeq and is a predicted model, not a curated record. The transcript has 16 exons. Gene Ontology annotation, molecular function: oxidoreductase activity, acting on metal ions. NCBI's taxonomy places the organism in Eukaryota, Metazoa, Chordata, Testudines, Emydidae. The coding region runs from base 49 to 1827 and encodes 592 amino acids.